Messenger RNA from Cuscuta campestris, 2456 nucleotides. Lineage: Eukaryota; Viridiplantae; Streptophyta; Magnoliopsida; Solanales; Convolvulaceae. The record is from the annotation of a GenBank genome assembly.
CCCUACACUUUUGAUACUCCUACCAUUUUUCAUAAUUUACUGCGUAUAUACUAGCCGCACCAUCUUCUUGGUCCCCUGCGCGACAAACCUGCUGCCGGAGAAGGAAGGCCAAGUCCGCGAAAGACUUCGCCGGAGUAUUCGCCGGACCAAUUUCCUUCGCCAAUCAGUUGAGGUGGCCGAUCCGAUGGCAGUCAUGUUGAUUAGCCGGAUUUCCCACAGCUGCAUCCAGCCUCUGGCUUCCGCUGCGAUUAUAAAAUAUAUCACUUCAGCCACUAUUUAUACUGAUGCUUCCAAUCACGAAGAUGAUCCCUUUAAGAAACACCCGGGCUACCGCCACCUUUCCGCCAUCAAAUCCAAGGGAGAACUACUCCGAUCUUUCUCUGUCACUCCACCAAUCCUACCCUGGCCACGGAACCUCACCCAUAAACGUCUCAUUUCUCUUAUAUCUCAACAGCAUGACCCGAACUUGGCACUCCAUAUCUUUCACCAUGCAGGUAAAUACCACCGCGGGUUUUCCCAUAAUUACGAAACCUACCACCAAAUCAUCCGCAAACUCUGUCGAGCCCAUGCCUUCACUUCCAUGGAGACCGUUUUGGCUGAAUUACAGCAAAGUGAAAUCAGUUGUCCUGAAGAAUUGUUUGUCACCAUCAUUCGGAACUAUGGCAUUGCAAGCAAACCGAAACAUGCCAUUAAGGUUUUCUUGAAAAUAAAAAAAUUUGGAACCGAAAGGACAGUGAAGUCUCUUAAUACAUUGCUGAAUGCUUUGGUUAACAACAAAGAGUAUGAUUUGGUCCACAUCCUGUUUAAGAAUUGUAGAAAGAAGUUGGACAUUGUACCUAAUUUAGUGACAUGUAAUAUCUUGUUGAAGGCUUUGUGUAAGAAACGUGAUAUUGAUGCUGCAAUUUCAAUUCUUGAUGAAAUGCCUGCAAUGGGAAUAGUUCCAAAUGUUGUUAGCUACACGACCAUUCUAGGUGGGUAUGUGCUUAGAGGCGAUAUGGCGGGUGCAGAGAGAAUGCUUAACGAGACCCUUUAUAAAGGAUUGUUCCCCGAUGCAACUACAUAUACCAUUUUGAUGGAUGGAUUUGUUAAGAAAGGGCAGUUGAUGAAUGCCAUCAAGGUGAUGGAUGAGAUGGAGGGCAAUGGUGUCAAACCAAAUUAUGUAACUUACGCAGUGAUGAUUGAUGCAUUGUGUGCAGGGAAGAAGCCAGGUGAAGCGGUCAGCUUGCUCAAUGACAUGCUCGAGAACAGGUAUCUACCCAGCGAAACACUCUGUUGUCGUGUCAUAGAUGCUAUGUGCGAAGCAGGGAAGAUCCAAGAGGCGUGCAAUCUCUGGAACAAGUUGCUGAUAAAGAAUUGCACCCGAGACGAUGCAAUAUCAAGCACACUCAUACACUAUCUAUGCAAGGACGGAAAACUUUGGGAUGCUAAGAAAUGGUUUGAUCGGCUCAAGAGGUGCUCGACUCCCAGUGCCUUGAUGUAUAACACACUGAUUGCCGGGAUGUGCGAGAACGGAGAGAUUUUUGAAGCCGGGAGGCUAUGGGAUGACAUGGUGGACAAGGGAUGCGCGCCGAAUGCGUUUACAUAUGAGAUGCUGAUCAAGGGUUUUUGCAAAGUUGGUAAUCCGAAAGAGGGAAUCAGAGUUCUACAGGAGAUGAUAGAUAGCGGUUGUUCACCAAACAAAACUACCAUCACUGCACUAGUCCAAGCGCUCUGUGACUCAAAAUCUGAAGAGGAGAAGUUAUUGAGGUGCUUUUCGGGGUUGCUUCCAGAGGACUAACAACAACAACAACAAACCCAGUAGAAUCCAAUGAGUAUAAAUGGGACCAUUAAGUAGUCUUCUUCAGCCAUUCUCUGGUUUUUGUGCUUUGUGAACCAGGCUUUAGAGUAUAAAUGGGACCAUCAAGUAUUUGCAAGAACCUCUGGCUGGCAAAUAACAGAAGAUUGUGUGAUCUAGAGAGCAUUGAAAGCUGAGCAAAUAAAGUAAGCUAUAAGAUGGAAUGAAGGCUGCCCAGCAAAAAAAACACCGAAAUAUGAAGGAAUAGAUUUUUUUAUGUGGGGAUUCAAACGGGAGAAGAUCACGAGCUUUUUUCUGUGAAGGAGACAAGGCUACUGAGGUGAGAGAGAAGGGUGAUGUCAGAUUUGAAGAAAAGCCAAGAGUCCGCCGUGCAAUAGAUGAGCAGUUUGACAUGCUUGAACUUGAAGAAUAUGGAUCAGAAGGGGAAGAUGAUUGCAUUAAUUAUAUGGAUGAUGAAAAUGAUUGUCAGGUGCAGGGAAUAUGCUGAGAAGUAUGAAAAUGAGAGUGAAGAUGAUGAAGAGGCAGUUCUUUUUGAGGAAAGCAGCAGUGAAUCUGAAAUAUGGGACUGUGAGACAGUUAUUUUCUACAUAUUCCAAUCUGGACAAUCAUCCUGGGAAAAUUGAAGUUCCAGGUGCACAGAGAAAAAAGAAGUGAUAGCUGG